Nerophis ophidion (straightnose pipefish) is the source of this 10084-nucleotide messenger RNA. RefSeq names its product furry homolog b (Drosophila) (gene fryb). NCBI's taxonomy places the organism in Eukaryota, Metazoa, Chordata, Actinopteri, Syngnathiformes, Syngnathidae. The coding region runs from base 645 to 9932 and encodes 3095 amino acids. Gene Ontology annotation, cellular component: cell cortex; site of polarized growth. Gene Ontology annotation, biological process: cell morphogenesis; neuron projection development. The transcript has 67 exons. The record is from RefSeq and is a predicted model, not a curated record.
AAGUCUUACUCCCAGGUCACAUGCCACGUGUUGGCUGUCUGGAUCAAGUUGGCACAUUCCGUCAUGCUUCCAUGGUGUGCGGGACAUCAAGGAUGAGGGACGAGGUAGCAAACAGGUGCUAGGAGUUGUUCUUCACGUACGGCAGGAGGGAGUGUCAAAAAAAUCCCCUGAGAGGAAGAAAAAAAACAGACUGCGAGUGGAAGAGAUCCACCCAAACGUUUUAAGUCAGCCAAUCCAGCUGCCUUCUUGGAAUUGGACUCCUCCCUGGCUCACCACCUGAGAGUAGAGAAACACAACCUUGCCCCAGAGACUCCGAGGCUUCAGAGAGACAACAAAUACCAGGUCUGGCGAGUGUGCUGAGCUUUGACCAAAAAGACCACCUUUGAAACGGAGCUAAAAACACAAAGUUUCGGACGGAAACCUUCGGGAGGAACGCGCCGAAAUCUUAGCAGUGCGACAUGUCUUUGACGACAAAGCUGUGAUCUCACCGAUCUGAUUGAAGAGAGAGGAUCUGCAAGACUGGACCUUAAGGACGUGUUAGGUUUUUAUGUGACAUCAUUCCAGAACCAGUUUUUCAUAAAUACAUAAUGUGGGAAUCUCUCAGCUUUUAACUGAAGACUACCGGAAAAGGGACUGGCGGAACAAUGAUGUCUUUGCAGGACUUCGGAAGCAUCGCCAGCCUGGGGGCUGAAAGCUGUACGUCGGACUAUGGCGACAGCCUCUCGCUAAGCCAAAGCCAGGACCAGGAUCUGGACGAUUGGCACCCGGGCCAGGAUGGGAUGGUCAUGGAGCACCUUGCCUCUGUGCCUUUGAACAUGUACGAUCGCAGUGACUUCAUCGGGAGAUUUUCAAAGUUGCAGUCCAGGUCCAGGAAGAGGACGAGGAUCCUCAAAGCCUCUCCGGUGGGCCUGAAGUCGCCCGCCCCGCCCGUCACCGGAAGCCUGGGAGAGAGGAAGGCUCCCGUCGCCAUGGCGCCCGUCAACGUGGACCCCGAGAGCAAGCCGGGCGAGUUCGUGUUGAAGAGCUUGUUCGCCAACUUCACCCUCCUCUCCGAGCGCAAGAUCCGUAUCAUCAUGGCGGAGCCGCUGGAGAAGCCGCUGAACAAGUCUCUGCAGAGAAGCGAGGACCCACAGUUUGACCAGCUGAUCAACACCAUGAGCUCCCUGGCAGAGUACUGCCUGCCCUCCAUCCUCAGGACUCUCUUCGACUGGUACAAGAGGCAGAACGGCCUGGAAGACGAGUCCCACGAGUACAGACCCAGAGCCAACACCAAGUCCAAAAACGACGAGCAGCAGAAGGACUACCUACUGGAGCGCAGGGACUUGGCCAUAGACUUCAUCUUCUCCCUGGUGCUCAUAGAGGUCUUGAAGCAGAUCCCCCUGCACCCCCUCCUGGAUGGACUCAUCCAAGAAGUCAUUAACUUGGCUUUCAAGCACUUCAAGUAUAAGGAGGGCUAUCUGGGGCCCAACACUGGCAACAUGCACAUGGUGGCCGACCUCUACGCUGAAGUGGUGGGAGUGGUGGCUCAGUCCAGGUUCCCUGCUGUGAGGAAGAAGUUCAUCUCGGAGCUGAAGGAGCUGAGACAGAAGGAGCAGAGCCCCUACGUCCUCCAGUCCACCAUCAGCCUCAUCAUGGGCCUCAAGUUCUUCCGCAUCAAAAUGUACCCCGUGGAGGACUUUGAGGCCUCCUUCCAGUUCAUGCAGGAGUGUGCGCAGUAUUUCCUGGAGGUGAAGGACAAAGACAUCAAACACUCGCUGGCCGGACUUUUUGUGGAGAUCCUCGUACCCGUCGCUGCCACGGUGAAGAACGAGGUGAACGUGCCGUGCCUGCGCAACUUUGUGGAGAGUCUGUACGACACCACCUUGGACCUGUCCUCCAGGAAGAAGCACUCCCUGGCCUUGUACCCCCUGGUGACGUGUCUGCUGUGCGUCAGCCAGAAGCAGCUCUUCCUCAGCCGCUGGCACGUCUUCCUCAACAACUGCCUGUCCAACCUCAAGAACAGAGACCCCAAGAUGGCCCGUGUGGCUCUGGAGUCCCUCUACCGCCUCCUGUGGGUCUACAUGAUCCGGAUAAAGUGUGAAAGCAACACAGCAACGCAAAGUCGCCUGACGUCCAUCACCUCCACUCUCUUCCCUAAAGGAAGCCGCAGCGUGGUCCCCAGAGACAUGCCGCUCAAUAUCUUUGUCAAGAUCAUCCAGUUCAUCGCGCAGGAGAGGCUGGACUUUGCCAUGAAGGAGAUCAUAUUUGACCUGCUCAGUGUUGGCAAACCUGCCAAAGCCUUCAGCCUCAACCCAGAGCGCAUGAACAUCGGCCUGCGAGCCUUCCUGGUGAUAGCCGACGCUCUGCAGCAGAAAGAUGGAGAACCUCCCAUGCCCAACACGGGAGCCACCCUGCCCUCGGGGAACUCCUUGAAAAAGAAGAAAACCUACCUCAGCAAGACCCUCACGGAGGAGGAGGCCAAGCUCAUAGGCAUGUCCUUGUACUACUCGCAGGUGAGGAAGGCCCUGGACAACAUCCUCAGGCACCUGGACAAGGAGGUGGGCCGCUGCAUGAUGCUCACCAGCGCCCAGAUGCUCAACAAGGAACCCGAGGACAUGAUCACCGGCGAGAGGAAGCCCAAAAUCGACCUGUUCCGGACCUGUGUGGCCGCCGUGCCCCGCAUCCUCCCUGACGGAAUGUCCAAACCGGAGCUCAUCGACCUCCUCUCGCGCCUCACGGUGCACAUGGACGACGAGCUGCGCCUCAUUUCCCAGAACUCCCUUCAGAGUCUGCUGCUGGACUUCUCCGACUGGAGGGAGGACGUCCUCUUCGGCUACACGCACUUCCUGUUACGUGAGGUCCAAGACACCCCCCAGGGUCUCCAGGACGCGUCCGUCAAGCUCCUGCUGCAGCUGCUCACUCAGUGGAGGCUGGCGCUUCAGCUGCAGGGCAAGACGCGAGGUGGCGGCGGCGGCGGCGUGGAGGCCAGCCCCAGGAUGUCGGAGCGAAGCCCGCACUGCUCCGUGCUCCACGCUGUGGAGGGCCUGGCCUUGCUGCUCCUCUGCUCCUGCCAGAUCAGCACCAGGAAGCUGGCGGUGGGCGUGCUCCGGGAGAUACGCUGCCUCUUCACCGCGCUCGGACACGCCGAGGAUGAUGACAAACCCAUGAUCGAGGUCAUGGACCAGCUGAGUCCAGCAGUGAUGGACAGCGUCGUUCACGUGGCCGUAUCUGACUCGUCCACUUUACCCAUGAACCACCACGUGGACCUCCAGUGGCUGGUGGAGUGGUCGGCGCGCCUGGUGAGCAGCUCCUACGACGUGAAGAGCCCCAGCCACGUGUGGAUCUUCGCCCAGUGCCUGAAGGACCCCUGGGUGCUGUGCCUGCACAUCUUCCUCAGGCAGGAGCACCUGCCCAAACACUGCCCCGUCGCCCUGGGAUACGCCUGGCCCUACGCCUUCACCCGGGUGCAGCUGCUCCUGCCGCUGGUGGACCCCAACAGCCCGGUGAACGCCAAGAAGACCAGCUCCAGCGACAACUCCAUGUCCCUGUGGAGGAACUACCUGAUCUUGUGUCUGGGCGUGGCCAAGCCCAGCAUCAUGUCGCCGGGGCACCUGCGGGCGUCCACGCCCGAGAUCAUGGCCACCACGCCGGACGGCAGCGUCACCUACGACAACAAGGUGAUCGGCACGCCGUCAGUGGCCUGGCUGCUAAAGCAACUGGUUCCACUCAUGAGAGCAGAGAGUCUGGAGAUCACCGAGUCUUUGGUCUUGGGCUUCGGGUGCACCAACGCUCUGGUCUUCAGAGAGCUCAUGGAGGAACUCCAUCCACUCAUGAAGGAGGCGCUGGAACGUCGACCCGAGAACAAGAAGCGCAGGGAGCGGAGGGAUCUUCUCCGACUGCAGCUGCUGAGGAUCUUUGAACUGCUGGCCAACGCUGGAGUCAUCAGUGACAGCACCAACGGAGCUCUGGAGCGCGACUCCCUGGCCCUGGGGGCCUUGUUCCUGGAGUACGUGGACCUGACCCGCAUGCUCCUGGAGGCCGAGAACGAGAAGGAAAUGGACGUGCUGAAAGACAUCCGAGCCCACUUCAGCGGCAUGGUGGCCAACCUCAUCCAGUGCGUGCCCGUACAGCACAGGCGCUUCCUCUUCCCGCAGCAGUCCCUUCGCCACCACCUCUUCAUCCUCUUCAGCCAGUGGGCGGGGCCCUUCAGCGUCAUGUUCACGCCCCUGGAUCGCUACAGCGACCGCAACCACCAGAUCACCCGCUACCAGUACUGCGCCCUCAAGGCCAUGUCUGCCGUGCUGUGCUGUGGUCCGGUCUUUGACAACGUGGGUCUCUCAACAGACGGCUACCUGUACAAGUGGCUGGACAACAUCUUGGCCUGCCACGACAAACGGGUGCACCGCCUGGGUUGCGAGGUGGUGAUCCUGCUCUUGGAGUUGAACCCGGACCAGAGCAACCUGUUCAACUGGGCCGUGGACCGCUGCUUCACCGGUUCCUACCAGCUGGCGUCCGGAUGCUUCAAGGCCAUCGCCACCGUUUGCGGCAACAGGAAUUACCCGUGUGACCUGGUGACCUUGCUCAACCUGGUGCUGUUCAAAGCGUCAGACACCAGCAGGGAAAUCUACGAGAUCUCCAUGCAGUUGAUGCAGGUGCUGGAGUCCAAACUGUGCGCCUACUCCAAGCGCAUGGUGGAGCAGAAGCCCGGUAACAUCCUGUACGGCACGCACGGGCCCCUGCCUCCUCUCUACAGCGUCAACCUGUCCCAGCUCUCCAUCCAGCUGGCCAGCAUGUACCCGGAGCUCACGCUGCCGCUCUUCUCCGAGGUGAGCCAGCGGUUCCCCACCACCCACUCCAACGGCCGGCAGAUCAUGCUCUCCUACCUGCUGCCCUGGCUCAGCAACAUCGAGCUGGCGGACACGGGACUGCUGCCCCCCGCCUCCAGCCCCUGCACGCCGGAGGAGGAGCCUGGCGGCCAGUCUCAGAGUCUGGGGGGCGUGGCCCUGAGCCUGAGAGGCAACGGCUGGGGCUCGCUGCAGGCCACCUCGCUGGUGCUCAACAACCUCAUGUUCAUGACCGCCAAGUACGGAGACGAGGUGCCGGGACCCGAGAUUGAGAGCGCCUGGAACGCUCUGGUGUCCAAUGAGCGCUGGAGCAACAACCUGAGGAUCACCCUGCAGUUCCUCAUCAGCUUGUGCGGCGUCAGCAGUGACACCACGCUGCUGCCCUAUAUCAAGAAGGUGGUGAUCUACCUGUGUCGCAACAACACCAUCCAGACCAUGGAGGAGCUCCUUUUCGAGCUCCAGCAGACCGACCCCGUCAACCCGGUGGUGCAGCACUGCGACAACCCACCCUUCUACCGCUUCGCCGCCAGCAACAAGGCGCCCACCUCGCAGACAGGCACCACCUCCAGCAGCAACACGGUGGUGGUGGGGCAGGAGAACCUGGCAGACCCGGAGGAGAACAAACUGGUCAGAGAGAACGACGAUCGGAGAGCCAGGGCACACAACAGGCUGGAGUCUCGCUACAGCAACAGCUCAGGAGGUUCCUACGAGGAUGAAAAGAGUGACCCCCUCCCACCGUACGCCGCCUGGCUGGUGAGCGUCCUGGAGACCAACCGCCCCCAGCCGCUGCCCAUGCCCGUCAACGGGGGCUGCUGGGCCCCCCUGGUGGACUACCUGCCAGAGACCAUCACGCCCAGGGGACCCUUGCACAGGUGCAACAUCGCGGUCAUCUUCAUGACGGAGAUGGUGGUGGAUCACAGCGUGAGAGAAGACUGGGCCUUGCACCUCCCACUGCUGCUCCACGCUCUCUUCCUGGGUCUGGACCACUACAGACCGGAGGUGUACGAGCACAGCAAGCGCCUCCUGCUGCACCUCCUCAUCACCCUCUCCUGCAACAACAACUUCCAGGUGAUCGCCUCCGUCUUGAUGCUGACCAGAGAGAUCAGCGACAACAAGACCCUCACCAUCAAGUCCGGUUACCAUAGCGACCAUCAGCACUCCAACGUGCCGGACUUCCUGCGGGAGUGGCAGACGUCCCCCGUGGCCGACUCCGGACUCUGCUCCGCCUCCAUCUCGUCCUCCGCCAGUCUGGGCGGGGGCAGCACGGCGGGCAGCGUGGGGAACCUCCCACUGGUGACGCCCGACGACCUGGAGGAGCUGGAGGACACGCCCAACGAGACGGACGAAAAGACCAACAAACUCAUCGAGUUCCUGUCCACCAGGGCGCGGGGCCCCCUGUGGACCCACGAGGACAUCACACCCAAGAACCCCAACUCCAAGAGCACGGAGCAGCUCUCCAGCUUCCUGCGCCAUGUUGUCUCUGUCUUCAAGGAGUCCAAGUCAGACUUCCACCUGGAGCAGCAGCUGAGCGACGUGGCGUUGCAGACGGCGCUCUGCAGCUCCUCCCGUCACUACGCCGGACGCUCCUUCCAGAUCUUCCGAGCCCUCAAGCAGCCCAUCAACAACCACGCCGUCUCCGACCUGGUGUCACGCCUGGUGGAGGUGGUGGGCGAGCACGGCGACGAGGUGCAGGGCUACGUGAUGGAGGUGCUGCUCACGCUGGAGUCGGUGGUGGUCAACCUGGCCGAGUGUCUGAAGAACAGCGACCUCAUGGCGGCGCUCACCAGAACCUCGUCCCCGGACUUUGUGCUGAGCGACAAGCUGAUGAACCGGAAGAGCACGGGCCAGUUGAACUUCCCCGGCCCGGGUCUGGCGUGCCUGUCGUCGCAGCGACACCAGCGCUCCUACUCCGUGCCCAAGAAGUUUGGCGAGUGCGGCUACCAGUCCAGCGACCCGCCGCGCAGCGCCACCCUGGACCGCAUACAGGCGUGCAACAGUCACGGUCUGGCCCGGGUGGGGAGGAGCCCCGGGUCCUGCACGUCCUCCACCAAUCGCAUCGACCCCAGCGUGCUGUCUGACCCCGCCCACGUGUCCCACCCCUCCUCCAUCCUGGCCACCGUCUUCUGGGUGGCCGUGUCGCUCAUGGAGUCCGACUUUGAGUUCGAGUACCAGAUGUCCCUGCGUCUGGUCCACAAGCUGCUCUCCAAGGUCCCUCUGGACCGGGCAGAGAACCGAGAGCGUCUGGAGAAGCUGCAGGCUCAGCUGCGCUGGAGCGGCUUCUCGGGCAUCCAGCAGCUGCUGCUGAAGGGCUUCACCUCCCAGGCCACCUCCGACCUCACACUGCAGCUCUUCUGCCAGCUCACGCCCGUCUCCCGCGUGCCCGUGGUGGACAGCUCCCAGUCCCUGGGGUUCCCUCUCAACGUGCUGUGUCUGCUGCCUCACCUGGUGCAGCACUUUGGACACCCCACCCAGUUCUGCAAGGAGAGUGCCGAGCGCAUCGCACAGGUGUGUUUGGUGGAGAAGACCACCAAGCUGUCCCACCUGGCACACGUGAUGACCCUGUACAAGACACGCUCCUACACCCGGGACCCCUUCUCCUGGGUGAGUGUGGUGUGCCGCUACCUGCACGAGGCCUUCUGUGACAUCACCCUCAACAUGGUCACCUACAUGGCGGAGCUGCUGGACAAAGGACUUCCCAGCAUGCAACAGUCCCUCCUGCAGAUCAUCUACUGCCUGCUGAGCCACAUGGACCUGGCCGCCGUGCAGGUCAGGCAGUUCAACGCAGACGUCACAAACACCAUCGAGAAGUUUGUCCAGACCGUGCACUGGAAGGACGCCCUGAACAUCUUGAAGCUGGUGGUGUCGCGCUCUGCCAGCCUGGUGCACCCGCCCUACGGCCAGGCCCAGGGAGACCUGUCCAACCUGGAGGUCAGCCGAGUCUGGGACGGCUCAGCCAAGGCCCUGCCCGGGAAGACCCUGGACUUCACCUUCGACAUCUCAGAGACCCCGGUGAUCGGACGCCGCUUCGACGGCCUCCAGGGUUCUGGCAUCAGGGAGGGGAAGGCCCGGGCCAUGGCGGUGACACGCAGCACAUCAUCCACCUCGUCCGGGUCCAACUCCAACACCAUCCUGGUUCCUGUCAGCUGGAGGCGCCCACAGUCCUCUCAGAAGCGGACCAGAGAGAAGCUGGUCAACGUUCUGUCCCUGUGCGGACAAGAAGUCGGACUCACCAAGAACCCCUCUGUCAUCUUCUCGUCCUGCGGCGACCUGGAAAUGAUGGAGGUACGCGAGAGCGGCGUGUCGUCGGAGGAGGGCGGGACCAGGGAAGACACCCUGGACGACACCGCCAGUGAGCAGCAGUUCCGGGUCUUCCGAGACUUCGACUUCCUGGAUGUGGAGCUGGAGGACGGAGAGGAGCUGCAGGGCGAGACCAUGGACAGCUUCAACUGGGGCGUGCGGCGCCGAUCCCUGGACAGCACGGAGCUGGGCGACCUGCUGGAGGAGAGCCAGCACUCGGGCAGCACGCCGAGCCUGGGACACGAGGACCCCCACGACUCGGAGGAGUCCUCCGAGGAAGAGGAGUCCUCCACCAGCCAGAGCCUGUCGCACUCGCAGCUGACAAAUCCGUCCCCGUCGGACGAGACCAACUCCCUGUCGACGUCGUACGACAUGUCCGCCGACCCUCACUCCUUCGGCGCCAGCACUCCAGGCCAGGGGGCGCUGCACGAGCACUUCCUGCAUGCCAGGACGUGCGGCGGUGACGACGAGGACACGCAGGCUCAGGAUGACGAUCUGUCCCUGAGCGCCCACGAGCUCCCUCCCGGCUCCGACUACGGCGAGAGCUUCACUCUGGAGUUGUUGGGGCAACCUCAGGGCGGGACGCCCCGUCUGGACCGGGACUACUGCCAACCCGCUCUGGACUGCCUGGACCCGAACAGUCUUCCCAGCUUGCGCGACGACGUCGACGAUCUGGAGGACCUCGGCUUCCCGCCGCCGCCGUCCCCGUUUUUCUCGGCCAUCUUGGCGGCGUUCCAGCCGGCGGUGUGCGACGACUCCGAGGAGGCGUGGCGGUGUCACAUCAACCAGCUGGUGGCGGACUCGGACGGUUCCUGUGCCGUCUACACCUUCCAAGUCUUCUCGUCCCUCUUCAGGAACAUCCAGGGUAAGUUCUGCACCCUAACUACCGACGUGGCCUCCUACCUCGGCGAGGGCCUCAGGGGCAUCGGCUCCAAGUUCCUCAGGUCCUCGCAGAUGCUCACCACCUGCUCGGACUGCCCCACCAUCUACAUUGACGCCGACACCAUCAUGUCUUACGGCCUCCUGGAGAAGAUGAAGUUCAGUGCACUGGAGCUGCAAGAGUAUCUGGACACCUACAACACCCGGGAGGAGGCGGCUGUCACGUGGCUGCGGAGCUGCAAGGACACAUUUCCCAGGUGCCCCGGCGACAGCGUGGUGACCUACCAACCGGGGGACUCGGAGGAGAAGCAAAUGGAGUCUCUUGCACAACUGGAGCUGUGCCAGCGCCUCUACAAGCUGCACUUCCAGCUGCUGCUGCUCUUCCAGUCCUACUGCUCGCUCAUCGGCCAGGUCCACGCCGUCAGCGCCGUGCCGGAGCUGCUCAACAUGUCCCGGGAGCUGACGGAGCUGCGGAGCAGCCUGCAGGCGGCGGAGGCGGCGGUGGCCAGCGACCUGGAGCACAAACACCUGGCUCACACCCACGCGCACGCCGCCCAGCUGGCCGCCAUGGUGGUUCCCAGCUUCCCGUCCUCGGAGGCGGCGGUGAAGGCGGUGCUGGAGUGCCUGAGGAACCACGAGUUCACCAAAGCGGUCCGCUACAUCCAAGAGUGCAGGCGGCGCUGGCCUCACGGCGUGUUUGGCGGCGGCUCGGAGAACGAGGUCCACACGCUGCUCAACGUCUACUUCCGCCACCAGACCUUGGGCCAGACCGGCACCAUCGCCCUGGUGGGCUCCCGCCAGGACCUCAGCCUCAUCUGCUCCAAGCUGCUGGAACUCAACGGGGAGAUCCGCGACAUGAUCCGCCGCGCCCAGGGCUACCGCGUGGUCACCACCUACCUCCCCGACUCCAGCGCCUCCGCCACCAGCCUCUGACGGCCGCCCACUCCUCACAGGUGGCCUCCGCCGCCGCCGCCGCCAUCCUGUCUCCUCGCCGCCUCUUUCUAGACCUCCCCUGUCCUUCCUUUCACCCUGACUUCCUCUUCCCGCCACGCCGGCGUCCCUCCAGAGGGGGUUCUCUAUCCACC